Messenger RNA from Tetrahymena thermophila SB210, 4113 nucleotides. RefSeq names its product B-box zinc finger protein. The transcript is spliced from 7 exons. Lineage: Eukaryota; Ciliophora; Oligohymenophorea; Hymenostomatida; Tetrahymenidae. The record is from RefSeq and is a predicted model, not a curated record.
AUGAUUUUUGCUUCUUUAAUAUUUUUCAUCUCACCAGUCUAUUCUUAGUAAAACUUUUAAAUUCUUUACGAUCAAAUUUAUGAUAACCCCUUCAAUGAUGUUCAAAGUUCAUUAUCUAAAGAUUAUAAAGCUUUAAAUAACCUAUUUGUUUAGUCGCCUGUAACAAUUUAAAAAUGCAAAGGUAACCAAAAAGAACUACCUUAUUAAAUAAUUAGCUUUUAGAAAGGAUAAAAGUUUAACUUUAACAUUUUGAUUCCUAAACCCUACACCAUACUAAUAAUGAAAAUUUUCACCUAUUAGCUAGAGGAAGAAUCUGGUAUUAGUGGCCCCUUUUAAUACAACUAUGAUGGAAAAACUAUGAGUGAUUCAUCAAUACCUCAUAAAAAGAUUGGAUAAAGAACUUCCUGUGAUGGUAACAGCUAAUACAAUCUUGUGGUAGACUAAUUAUAUUUUAAUCCUAUAGGAGCUUCCUCUUCUACUUCUUAGAUUAAAAUUUAAGGAAUAGCUUAGGGUAAUGUUGGUCUAUAAGCUUUAACUGUUUAUUUCUAUCCCAUACCAGAUAAUUGCGCUUAAUAUGAAAAGGACAAUAAUUUUAACAUUUGUGUGUAGUGCCGAACUGGUUAUUUUUUAUAUAAUGGUCAAUGCUACUAAAACUGUCCACCUAAUACUAUAAAAACUAUUAAUUAAACAGAGUGUGUUGAUAUAAGUUUGUGCACAUAUUCCAAAAAUUUAUCUAGUAUAUUUAUUAGCCAAUAUAACUGUGGAAACUGUGAAAAGGGAUAUUAUGAUAGUAAUUAAAGUUGUACGAUGAUUUCAACACUUUGCAUAACUUGUAGUUUAUGUGCUGGCUAUGUUAUAGAUAAUAAUUAGUGUAUUCUUUAAUGUCCUAAAUAAACAUAUACUAAUGGUGGAGUUUGCAAAACAUGCGAUGAUCCGAAUUGCUUAAUUUGUUCAAAAAAUUCCUGCUCUAAGUGCAAUGUAGGAAAUUAUUUAUAAGAUGGAGCAUGCUAAAGCUGCAUUUAGAACUGCAGUGUUUGCAGUAAUGGGAACGAAUGCGAUACUUGCUCAGAUGGAUAUUAUUUAGUUGAAGAUUCUAAAGUAUGUACUUAAAAAUGCCCCUUAGGUUACUUUCUUGAUAAAAUUGGACUUAAAUGCUUAAAAUGUAGCUAAUAAAAUUGUGAUAAGUGUAUUGAUAAAUCUUAAACCUCUUGCUAACAAUGCAAUAAAAACUCUAUAUUAGAGUUAAAUUAGUGUGUUGGCAUUUGUACUUCAGAUUCUUAGUCUAAAUGUUUUAAUUGUGACGAAAGUUGCUCAACUUGUUCAGGUCCUAACUCAUCUUAAUGCAUAUAGUGUGCAGCUGAUUAUAAAAGGUACAAAGAGUUGUGCUAUAAAACUUGCCCCGAUUAUACUUUUUAUGAUGAAAAUUAGAAAUAAUGUGUUGAUUGCUAUGAUAAUAAAAACUGUUUGUAGUGUUCAAGUAAGGAAUAAGGUUUUUGCCUAAAAUGUAAUGAAAAUUCAACUGUUUUAGUGAAAGGCUAGUGCUUAACUCCCUGCUUAGAUACUUAAUUUAGAAGUAAUAUAGAUAGCACAUGCAAAGAUUGUCCUAUAAAUUGUGUUAAAUGUCUAUUAUAAAAUUCAAUCGAUGACACUGGUAUAAUUUGCUAAAAAUGUAAUGAAAAUUCAACUGUCUUAGUGAAAGGCUAGUGUUUAACUCCUUGCUUAGAUACUUAAUAUAGAAGUAAUAUAGAUAAUUCUUGUAAAAAUUGUCCUAAAAAUUGCUCUAAGUGCAUAUUAAAAAAUACAAUUGAUGAUACUGGUAUAAUUUGUUAAAAAUGUAAUAGCAAAUACUUUCUAUUUUAUUAAACCUGUAUUGGAUAAUGUCCUCUCUCUUUUUAUUAAGAUGAAUUAAAUUAAAUAUGUAUCCCUUGUGAUGAUAAGAAUUGUGAAGAUUGUCAAAAUAAUUACAAAAUUUGUAGAAAAUGUAAAAGUACAAAAUAUUUGUAUCAAGAUUAGUGCUAAGAUAAGUGUCCAAAUGGAUUUAAGCCAGAUAAUUUAAAUAUUUGCAAAGAUUGCUCAAAAUUAGAUUAAUUUCCUUGUUUAAAAAUUGGGUAUUAAAUUUAAGAUAAUGGGGAGAAUAGUGCUCUAAUUAUAUUUGAUCAAAAAAUAACUUUAAUGGAUUAGUAUUUAAGCAGCAUCACAUUAUAUUUGAAUGGGAAGCCUUUGAAUUUUUAAUAUAGUUUGAAGCAAAAUAGUGAUAACACAAUUAAAAUAUAAUUAAUAAUAGAUUAAAAUAUUGAAGAAAGAAUUUAUACACUUCAAGCUAAUUUUUAAAAUUAUUAAGAUUUAUCACUUAAAACUUCAUAUGCAACUGCUAAUGUAAAUUUAGUUUCCUAAAAAUAGUAGCCUAAAAACAAUGAAACUGAGGAUGUCAGCUAAACAUCACAGGGAUUGUCAAUGGCGACAAAGACUGCUUCUCAAGUUGCUCUUGCUUCAAUUAUACCACUAUAGAUCACAGGACAGUUUUAGUUUAUAGCUUCAGUUAUAGAUGUUUCUUAACUUAUUUAUGUUAUGGGAUUUGCAAAUGUUAACAUUCCUAAUAACCUUAAAGUGUUUUUCGAUUCACUGAAAGACUUCAAGAUACCAUUUAAAAAUUAUUUUGAAAGCAUGAAUGACUAUAGCAAAAUUGAUUAUAAAUCACCAGAAAAAUUUAAAGACAAAGACAUACAAGGAUUCUUUUUAGAAAAUGCAGGAGAUAGUAUCUCUCUUAGUUGUUCAUUGAUGGCUAUACAUAUAUUUUUAUAUAUCAUAAUCAAGAUGACAUAAAAGUUUUAGAAAAUUUCAAAUUUCAUUAAAAAGGGAGUUGAUACUAUUUUAAACCACGCCUUCUAUCUAGAUUUGCUAUGGGGCUUGUAUAUGGAUUUAAGCUUAGGAUUUUUUUUGCAAAUAACAGCAAUUGAAGAAAUAGAAUAUAAAGAGGAAAUAGUUAAUUAUAUUAUUUGUGGAAUAACUCUCUUUCCAUUAUUAUUCCCAUUAGCACUAAUUUACAUAAUCAGAAAAGAAAAAUUUCCUAAAAUAGUAAAAGUUGUUGUUGAAGAUCUAGCUUUUAGGUAUUAUUAAGCUGUAUUAUAUGCCAGAAAAUUUAUAAUGAGUUUUGUUAUUGUAGUUUUCUAGUUUUAGCCUUUAUUACAGAUCAUUCUGCUUAUUGUUUGGCAUUUUGUGAUGGCUCUGAUUAUAUUGUAUAAGAAUCCAUAUGAAAAAAGGAUUAAAAAUUUGCGUGAAUUUUUUUAAUCAGUUCUUUUUUUAAGUGGAACAAGUAUACUUCUAGUAUUUGAAACAUAUGAUUUAGAAGAAGAUAAGAGCUAAUUAUUUGGAUGGAUAACUAUAAUUAUCUUUGGAAUAAUAAUUGUUUUUGAACUAGGUUUCUUUAUUAAAGAUAUGAUAUUCAUGAUUUUCGAAUUAACAAAAAAGAUAAUCAUACUAAUUAAAUCUAGAAAGAAAUUGAAAGUGUAGGCUCUAUCUCCUUGUUCAGAUAAAGCUAAAAGUCAACCUAUGCAAUACGAAAAAGAUGAAAGUGAAACUAAGUCAAAGUAGAACUAAAUAAUAGUAGAUAAUGACCAAGCUAAUUUUGAAGAUAAAUAUGAUAUUUAAAAAUAAUCUGGAAAAAUGAGAAAUAGUUUCUUAGCUCCUCCUUCUAUUAUUUCUUUCUUAACGUAUAAUGACAAAAGAAAUUUAAAAAAUUAGUACUAAGAUGUUACAGCUACAAGUAGAUAAGAUUUAGACUCAUAAAAUCAUUAAAAUUAAGUUUAAAUAAACUCAUAAAAUUAAAUUGACACUCAAAGAAUUUUUUCUAGCUAAAAGCUUUCAAGUGACUUUACUUCUUAAAGAGAAGACAAAAAAGAAGGCCAGUUAUUAAAUAUUCCUAAAUCAAAAGAAUAAUAAUAGUCUUCAAUUUACGAUAGCUCAUAUGAUAUCCAAUCUCAUAAUAAUUCAUAGCAAGUUACCUGCGAAGUUAUAUCUCCUUUGCCUCGUACUAAAAGAAAAAGAAAACAAAACUCUACUUUCUCUUUAAAAUAAUUUUUUGAUGAUAAAAUUAGGAUAAUUGAAGAAAAAUGA